This is a messenger RNA of Pipistrellus nathusii (Nathusius's pipistrelle), 1167 nucleotides long. The record is from the annotation of a GenBank genome assembly. NCBI's taxonomy places the organism in Eukaryota, Metazoa, Chordata, Mammalia, Chiroptera, Vespertilionidae.
AUGAGCGUCCGCGUGGCGCGGGCCCUGGGGGCCUGGGGCUGGGGCGCGGGCGGCCGCCGCGGCGCCUCGGGCUUCCGGCCGCCGCCGCCGGGCGCCGUGGACGUGGCCGAGCUGCUGCGAGAUGCGACCGCGGCGGCGGAGGAGGGGCCCCGGGAGCCCGCGGCGCGGCGGCCGCCCGGCCAGUGCUCCGUGCUGCUCUUCCCGGGCCAGGGCAGCCAGGAGGUGGGCAUGGGCCGCGGGCUGCUGCGCUACCCGCGCGUCCGCGAGCUCUACGCCGCCGCGCGCCGCGUGCUGGGCUACGACCUGCUGGAGCUGAGCCUGCGCGGCCCGCAGGCGGCGCUGGACCGCACGGCGCACUGCCAGCCCGCCGUCUUCGUGGCCUCGCUGGCCGCCGUGGAGAAGCUGCAGCACCUGCAGCCCGCGGUCAUUGAGAGCUGCGUCGCCGCGGCCGGCUUCAGCGUGGGAGAGUUCGCAGCCCUGGUGUUUGCCGGAGCCAUGGAAUUCUCGGAAGGUCUGUACGCGGUGAAAAUCCGGGCCGAGGCGAUGCAGGAAGCCUCGGAAGCCGUCCCCAGCGGGAUGCUGUCCGUCCUCGGCCGGCCCCAGACCAAGUUCGCGUCCGCCUGCCUGGAAGCCCGGGAGCACUGCAAGACGCUGGGCAUAGAGGACCCCGUGUGUGAGGUGGCCAACUACCUCUUCCCGGACUGCAGGGUGAUCUCGGGACACCUGGAGGCGCUGCAGUUCCUCCAGAAGAACUCCUCCAGGUUCCACUUCCGACGCACCAAGAUGCUGCCGGUCAGCGGGGCCUUCCACACCCGCCUCAUGGAGCCCGCGGUGGAGCCCCUGGCGCAGGUCCUCGAGGCCAUCGACGUCAAGAUGCCGCUGGUCUCCGUGCACGCCAACGUCAGCGGGAGCCGGUACCGCCACCCCAAGCACAUCCGGCAGCUGCUGGUGGAGCAGGUGGUCUCCCCGGUGAAGUGGGAGCAGACGAUGCACGCCUUGUACGAGAGGAAGAGAGGCUCCGACUUCCCCCGGACCUUCGAGGUGGGGCCCGGGAGGCAGCUGGGCGCCAUCCUGCGGAGCUGCAACCUGCAGGCCUGGAAGUCCUACAGCCACGUGGGCGUGCUCGAGGCCGACGAGGCCGCAGAGGCCACGGACCAGGGCCAGUAG